Molecule: messenger RNA, 2646 nt
Organism: Drosophila takahashii
Lineage: Eukaryota; Metazoa; Arthropoda; Insecta; Diptera; Drosophilidae
Gene: Spindly
Product: spindle apparatus coiled-coil protein 1 spindly
Source: RefSeq, a predicted model, not a curated record
GUCACACUGUUGGCGUCAUUUUUUUGAAAAAAACAAUUUAUUUUUGAAAACGAUCGAGUUAAAAAUCUGAGAGAAAACAAAGCCCGAAAUAUGUUCAAAAAUCUGGACCUGAACGCACUGAGCGUGGACGACAUCGUGGAGGAGUACAAGCUGCUGCACGAUCGCCACCAGCAGCUGAAGAAUCAGAGCGACCAGGAUGCCCAGAGGAUCUACGAGCUGAAAAGGAGUUUGGACACCGCCCUGGCGGCCGAAUCGUAUUUAACCCAGGAACUGGAGCAGCUCAGCAGCCAGCCGGUGGCCAGCAGCUCUGGAGGGGAUUCCCAGGAGCUGGAGGAACUGCGUCGCAAGUACAAGGCGCUGAAAGAGGAGCAGGACACUUGGCAGCAGGACUACGACGCCAAAGUGGAGGAAACUGCGAAGUUAAGGGACAAACUGGCUGCCACGGAAAGGCAACUGGCGGAUAGAUCAUCCACCAGGUCAACGGAUCUCCACGAGGAUUGUUUGGCCCGCCUGAAUGCCCUGGAACUCGAGAACUGCGAACUGAUGCAAAAACUAUCCGAAUACGAGGAUUCCCGGGUGGCCAGCACCUUUGCGGUGGCCGAAAGAGAGAAAACCAUCGAGUGUCUGCAAGAUCGGGUGAGCUGCCUGGAGCAGAACCUCAACUGCAAGCGGGACGAGCUGGAGGAGAAGCUGCAGCUGCUGGAGAGCUGCCAGGAGCAGCUGGUGGAUGCCAAUGCGAAGAUAGCGCUGCUAACCUCCGCCCCCGAAAACAAUGAUCGCAAGGGCAACUCCCUGUUCGCCGAGGUGGACGAUCAAAGGCAGGCCAUGAAGCACCUGCUGGCGGCCCAGAAGAAGAGCUAUCUGGACAUGAAGAAGACCUUCUCGGACAGCCAGUUCGAGAUCAGACGCCUCAAGCGGGAGAACGUGGCCAUGCACACAGAGCUGCAAGCCUGCAGCACAAUUUUCUGCAGUGCGGAUAAGACUUAUCAAAAUAAGCUGAACGAGCGCAUCCGCCAGCUGAUGGCUGCCAACGAUAGUCUGGAAAAGCAGCUGAAUACCUCCCAGGAGCGGCUGCGCCAGUUGGCCAGCGAAAAGUCGGUCACCUGGCUGGACUCAAUGCUGGAUUUCUGCAAACGCGAAACGGACGAGCUGAAGGCGCAGCUGCACAGCAUGCGCAUCCAGAAGGCUGGACUGGAGGAGCGAAUGCGGUCCGUGCAGCAGGAAAUGGCACGCUGGCGCUUUGAGUCGCUGAAAUCUCGCUGUGUGCUAAUUGACCGCGAAAAUCUGUUGACGGAGCACAAGAUCGGCUUCAAACCCAUGCAGGCCAUGGAGUUCAACAUCAAAGAGGCGGAGCUCAAAGCUGCGCUGCCUCGCAUUGUCAGUGUAGCCACGUCAUCGCCGUCUUCAUCAGCUCAAUUAUCCACAGCUAAAACCUCUUCUAUAUCUGUUCCACCUCCUACUGAAACUAUAGUUCUCGAUACACCCAUAAAACCAGCCGUUAAAGAAGAGUUAGUCGAGCUAAAAGAAGCUCCUGUUAAAGUCAAACAGGAAGCGGAAGAACCCGGAAUCAAACCUAUCCAAAACCACACUCCAAUUAAGACAAUUAUGGGUGUUAAAAUAAAAAGGGAAGUCAACUUAAACUUCGAGCAACAAGCGGAAGCUAAUAUCAAAAAGGAAGCGCCGGAAGCAACCCCUCAAACGGAUAUGAACCAAAAUGAAAUGGAAGAAGACGACCAGAAAAAGAGCACAACCCCAGCUAAACCUUUAAUGAAGGGUACUCCAGUUAAGCAACGAUUUGGAGGCAUCAAAGUAAAGUCCAACGAUGACUUACUGAACACACCGGCUAAGCCGCAGCGCAAGGGAACUCCUGUAAAGCUCAUAAAGGUGGAAACUGAAUCUGAAGGCGAAGAAUCCUUCAAAGAAACUCCCUUGAAGGGAGAAGAAAUCGAGGGCGUGGAAAUACUGGACAGUCCCGCUCCACAAAAACCACAUCGCAAAGGAACUCCUGUGAGAAUUCCAGUCAUCAAAGACACAACUAACAACAAUGUGCGCUCUAUCCUCACCCAAAAACGUGAUGUCUUCGCUGAAGAUUUGCAAAAGGCGGUGAAAUUUAGUGCAAAUGAUCCUAUUAUCCACAAUUUGAGUCCUCUUGAAAAAAGUCAAAGUGAGGAGGUCACCAAGGAAAAUGAAAUGCCUACGAAAACUGGGGAAUCCAACGACGUUAAACCCACAAUAAAGCGACCAAAUAUCAUACGUCGCAUUGUUGUUAGUUCCCGAAAGCCACAAAUGAAAUGAUUUCUUCAGUUUUCUAAUAUAAACCUUAAUUUGAAUUUAGACUAAGCCAAACAAAAUCAGAAUACAAUGCCUAAUAGCAAUAAAAUGUUUUUUAUUUCUAUGCAUUUCGGGUUAUUAAGUUAUUAAACUUUUCACUAAAUAUACUUAUAAAUACAAAACAAAACAAUGAUUUAUAAAUAAGGUUGAAGCAUGUAGUGGCCCUUAUUUAUAAUCUAUUAGACGUAAUCAGCGAGCAACUUUACAGGGAGUGUCAUAGGGCAUUCUCGUCACAUUUCCAAUGCCCGUAUGACACUUACUAUAAAUUUACUGCCGGUGAGCGAACUUAAAAUUUACGAAAUUAGCUUCAUUCAG